Molecule: messenger RNA, 1005 nt
Organism: Thalassophryne amazonica
Lineage: Eukaryota; Metazoa; Chordata; Actinopteri; Batrachoidiformes; Batrachoididae
Product: tudor domain-containing protein 7B-like
Exons: 6
Coding region: 268-990 (240 amino acids)
Source: RefSeq, a predicted model, not a curated record
CUUUGCUCAAGAGACUGUGGUACCAGUGCUAAUUUGAAUAUAGCUAGGUUGUUUUUUUUGGUUGCCAUGGGUACCAGACGUCAUCUUGUUCCAACGUCACUUGUCACUCAGCAGUAGUUAAGGCAAAUAGCUAGGAGUUCACAAACUAGUUGGCAGUUGGAUUUGCUUCGAACAACGCUAACAACUGAACAUCUGACCUGUUCACAGCAAAUAAGACUUUCAACAGCUGGACUUUUACAAUCUUCAGAGCAGCUAACUUGUUUUCAGAUGGAUGAUCUUGAACUGUUUCAGAAGACUCUCCGAGCCAUCCUCCACAUGAACAAGGGGCGACUGUCACUCACCCGACUCAAAUCAGAAUACAAGCUGCUAACUGGAGAACACAUCGCCUUUAGACAAAUGGGACACAGAACAAUGAUGUCACUGCUCCUCAGCAUGCCCUCCAUUGUCCACAUGGAGCAGAAUCGAUUUGGAGAGAUGAUGUGCUUUUCAUCCACUGAGCCCCCGACUGCCAAGGUGACCCUCAGCCCUCAGCAGGUCUCAAAGGAGAUGAAUCGACCACACCAGGUCAACGCCAAUGUGAGGGUCAGACCAGCUGCACCGCGAGUAUUAAAUGACAAACCUCAGACCCCUCACAGGACGUCCACCUCCAGCAGAGAGAAUGUCGGCAUCAUCAUGAUGAGGGACAUCAGGACGGUCCCGACAGAACACCGGUCCUCACGCCCGCCUUCAGCACACCCUCCUUCGUCCCCUGCAGCUCUCAGCCCAGAACUGAAGCUGAAGCUGAAGGAGCUGCUGAAGACCUUCCCUCAUGGACUGUGGGCCAAGGCGCUGCCAAAAGUUUUCCAGGGCAAAUACAAAACCAAACUGCCUGAAUAUGUCCAGGAGAACUUGGAUCUACUGAAAGACAUCUGUGACAUCGUCUAUCCACAACCUGAUGACCCCAAGAAGGUCAUCUUGUACAGCAGGAUCUCCCCUGAAGGACAACGAUGACAGGAGGGACUCCUC